AUGAAUUUACAUAUUUGCUUUUCAACACUAUUAUUAUUGUUAUUACUAAUUGAAACAAUAGUAUCUCGUCCAGUGAUGCAAAGAAUUCGGAUUAACAAUCAUCUAUGGGAAGUGCCGAAUGAAUCUGGAUGGGAAGAAGUAUUGAAAGAAGCGACAGAAAUUCAACAACUUCUACAUGACUGUCCAACAGCAGCUGAAUGUCGUCGACUAGUUAAAGAUUUACGUACUAUCUUUCAGUAUUAUCCUGUUUCAAGAAAAUAUUUCGAAUCCAAUGAGAAAAAUGCUGAUGAUAUACUAGCAUCGAUAUUUAAAUGGGGUUAA
This is a messenger RNA of Rotaria socialis, 321 nucleotides long. The record is from the annotation of a GenBank genome assembly. NCBI's taxonomy places the organism in Eukaryota, Metazoa, Rotifera, Eurotatoria, Philodinida, Philodinidae.